Doryrhamphus excisus (bluestripe pipefish) is the source of this 5922-nucleotide messenger RNA. RefSeq lists its product as uncharacterized. Lineage: Eukaryota; Metazoa; Chordata; Actinopteri; Syngnathiformes; Syngnathidae. The record is from RefSeq and is a predicted model, not a curated record.
AGAGGAGGUCACGACGGAUGGAGAGAUGCAGGGGGGGAGAAGGGGACAGAGAAGCGAGACUGGAGUAGGGAGGCGGGCGGCGGUGAUGGUGAUUGUGGUGAUGGAGGGGGGGGUUGAGCACAUGAGAGGAUAACUGCCUGUUUGCUCACUCUUGUCGUCUUGCUUCCCCUCCUGUCCAUUCACUUCCACUCGCAAGCGCUCAGACCGCGAGGCGGCAGCUCCGAGGGAUGGCUACUAAGGUCCCCACGUGAAGGGGAGCGACUCCGCGGCACCGAAGACGAAGGGAGAGAGGGGAGACAUCAGGCGGAGGGCGAGAGGAAGGCGGCGGCGGCGGCGGCGGCGGCAGUGAUACCGAGGCGGGAAUAAAAAGCAAACACCAGCGGGACGCGAGGACCGGAGGAGGAGACGAGAGGGAAGCGCGGAGGAGAGAUGUGGAGCUCCUACUGUAUUGAACCGCGAGGAAAUGACUCACUGAAAGAAGGGCUGAGAGAAGAAAGGCGCGUUGAAGGGGAGCAAUAAAAAGAAGGAAGUGAGAACGACAAAAGCUGAAUGACGUAGGCAGUGAUGGAGAGGCCGGUCCUGCCCAUAACUUGGCCGUCCUUUCCGCUACGGGCUCGGGGGACGAGGCGGUUGGCGAGGUCGUCCAACUGAUGUGAUGGACAGAAAACUGAUGGACAGGUUGCAUCCUCCCUGCUUACUCAGUGGUAAUCGUUCUGGCUCAAUUAAGAGUUUAUAUCCUGGAAAGAUCGAAGAAAAACGGGAAUACGUAGCAACGCAGCAAUUUGGAAGCCGAGGGGAUAAAUAAUAUUCAUGCUGCAUAUAUUUAUUUUUGUAUGUGUAGAACAGAAAGGACUUAAUUCUUUGUGUUAAUAGCUGUAAUCUACUCCUAUCUUGGACUUUUCCUCACAUUGAGUUGUGAAUAUGGUAAUUCUGUCUUUUUUUGAGGACGAUUUUAACUGCAAAGUAAGUCCUUGGAGUAAAGACAAGGGAUAAUAAGCAGUGCGUGACCCGAUAGUGAACAAGUAUACUGUGAGGCCAAUGGAGGACCACCGUCGGUGAUGCGCUGAUACAACCAGGCCAUCACAACAUAACUGCAUUGCCUGCAGAGACUUUGGAUGGUGGGGGGCAGUGAGACGCAAGAGUAAUGGUGAGCAAAGAGCCCCACCACUUGCUGACUGGCCAAACCAACGGCAAGAGCGCCCUGGCGGAAAAGUCCGGGACCAUGACGGUGCGCUCCGUGCUGCUCAAUCGUGACUCCCCGGACAUCGAAAGUCGCCUCAAGAGGCGUCGCAAUCGCACCCAUCAGGUCCGCUUUAAAGACCUGGAGGACGGGAGCAGCAGCAGUGGGAAUAGUGGAACGGGAGAAAGCCAUCAGAGGCCACUGGCUGACUGCAACAGCCCCCACCCUCUCCGCAAACACAGCGGCAGAUCCCCCAAGCCGUGGGCGGACAGGGACGGUCCACGGACAGACAGUCUCCUUGGCCAAACCUCAGUGGUGGGGGCAGUGCGUGGGGACAUGGCUAGCACUAUAGAGGUUGUGGCUGCUUUCUUGGCCAGGGCCCCUCCUCAUCCACUGACGCCAGGCCCAACGCGUCGAUGCUGGGCACCACCACAGACUAACUCCCUGACCUUGCCAAUGACACGGCGGCCCAGCACCAGCACAGCCAUCCAAACCUCACCAUGUCUGAAAAAGUCUCUCUCUUCCACCCACACACGUAGCCACAGCCUGGGUGACUCCGUUGGCAUAGAUGGUGAUGAUGAACACGACUCCCAGGAUGAGUACCUUUCACACAACCACGUGCAGCUGCCGGGGUCCAAGGAUCAGAACGGUCCCCAGGGGUCUACAGAUCGAACUGUGAUAGAAAGGAGGUCAAAAUCCUCCAGGACAGACAUUAUUUCAUCUGUUGCUGUCUCAAAAAGCUCCAGGCACAGUUGUCCUCCAUCAGUCCUUCACAAUACUGAGCCAAGCCAUUGUUCCACUGCAUCCUGCCGAGAUGGCCCCAAGCGGCAGGGAAGCGUCACUCCUUCACUGGUCAGGAGGAGAAAGCGUCUGAAUAGGACGACAAGCGAUCCUGGAAAGGAAGUGCACUACUGCACCACUCCCACUCAGACUGAGAGCCCCUGUUCAAGCUCAAAUACCAGGCUCUGCAGCGCUCGAGUUCAAACUGAGUGCACCGGUCAUUCAAAAUAUUGCACUACACAAAGUCAAACUGAGGGUCAACACCAGUCUCCACUUUUGAAAGACAAACAAUCCACAGUCCAAAUUCAAAACAGCAUCUCCAUACCAGAUCCACCUUUAAAUGCUGCACAGCGUGCCACUCAUAUCCAAACAGACGCUCCCUGUCCUUUGCGUCCGAGCCAUCCACCGUCGGAGACACAACCACACAGCCUGUGUGCUUCUCCAAAUCCACUUGAGACAAAAUCAGUGCAAAUCAAAUCGGAGAGUCCUGUACCACUAAAUGUGUUAGAGGACACUCUCUCCACGCAAAUAACGACUGUGCCUUACUGUACACCUCCCCCACCUACAAGCGCACCGACACCGACCCCUGAAGUAUGCACUGAGCCAUCUUGCACCUCUUCAGUCGAGCUAGCAUGCACCACUCCAGAUGCGCCCACCACACUACCCGUCCCUUGUUCUGCCCCUACUGUGAUCACGCACCCCAUCCCAUACUACACUCAUGUGACACCACCAGCGACCAACAGUGCACCCCUUGUCCACUCCAGUCCAUCGCCCAAACCACCAGCAUGCUCCAACCAGGACGGCACCUCCCCUAUCCCAAACAUGGCAUCGUCACCCCCCCUCACCUGUCAUACCCCUCCUCCAACCACUAAUGUGACUCCAUGUGAACCCACGAGCCAGACCACUGCUCCCAAUACAACGCAGUCACCUCCAAAUACCUCACCCUCUACAAAUCUAACACCAUGCACGAUAGUGACUCAAACCGCUUUAUCUUGUACCUCCAUCUCCUAUUACACCACUACACACCCUAUUCGUCCACAUGGGCCUCCCCAGAACCCCGCGACCCCUUCCUGUGCAACUCUCAUACACACUGUCUCACACUGCAACAUCCCAUGUCAAGCUUUGCAAAACGCCUCUUCCGUCAGCAUCGGCAUAGCGCCCUAUUCCUCUCCCGUUCCCAAACUAACGUGCACAUCACCACCUCCACUCAUAAAAACAUAUAUUCCCAACGCUUGUGCAACGCCAACAAAAGCUGUUCCUCUGUACUCGUCAACAUUUCGAGCAGCGCCGCCAUACACCCCUCCUUCUCAGGCCCCCUUAAACGCUCAGGAUAAGAGGGGCAUUCGACUCCCGCCUCCUGCACCGCCACCACCACCCUACACGCCUCGCAAAACUGGAAAUGAUCCGCUGGGCACUGCAAUCCGAACACCAAUGCUCAGGGCGGACAUCAAGGCCAACGAGAAGGAUAAAGACGAGGAGAAGGAGAAAAAAGAAGCUAUAAAAUGUCCGGACACACCAAAGCUCUGUGAGAGAGCCAGCUCGCUGAAGCAGAGAGCUAAAACUCCACCGGUUUGUGUGAUGAAGGGAGAAAGGCAAUCCUCUCCCGCCAAGGCCUGUUUUAAGCCCAGCUGUCUCAGCUCAGCCCAGGCUCAGCUUGGGGUACUACACAAAAUGCUUUGUGCAGGAGCCAACGCCCCCAACAGUCAACACGCUCUCCCUCCAAACCAGCAAGGCUGCGCUGGGGCCAAGGGGUGCACCAUUUCUGGGGACAAGUCCCUGACACCUGCCCAGGCGGACACUCUAAGACAGGUGCAGGAAAUUCUUGGUGGCUUAGUAGCUGGGGCCAGGUGUAAAUUGGACCCGGCCCGAGUGACUGAGAAACUCCUGGGUCCCAAAGGGCCCUUGCACGAUAUCCGCAGCCUGCAGAACCAGCUCCACAGCUUGGAGGGGGUUCUGGAGACCAGCCAAAAUACCAUCAAGGUCCUGCUGGAUGUCAUUCAAGAUCUGGAGAAGAAGGAGGCUGAGAAAGAUGGAAGACAUUCUUACCGAACCGGCCAGGACAUUGAGAACUGCGGGACCUGCAGGGACUGCGCCUGCAUCAUCUACAGCGUAGAGCACGACUUUCGUCUUCAGGAAGGACAGGUGGUCCGCACAUGGAAAGUCGGCGAUCCUCCCGAAGGCUCGCCCCAGAUUGUCGCAGAAACCACCCCCCCAUGCACCACACCCAACCAACAGGAGUCCCCCCAAGCUGUCCGUCCCCCUGCUACCACCAAAAAGAACAGGAAAAAAUGCUUCUGGUUCCUCUGAUUUGUGUAGGAAGGAGGAGGGGGCAAAAAAAAACAACAUUUUGCGACUGCAAUACACAACAUAAAAAUUGCAAAAAGGAGGUGGAUUUCAUAUGGAGGCAAGUGUGCUAUGACCUGGAGGAUGAAAAAAUGCAAAUAUACAAAACUGUGGGAGGAGAGGGAGGAGACAAAGGUUGAGAAUUUAUGUUUUUUUGUUGAGAUGACAAAUGUUUGAUGUGUUGUUGGAACUCUCCAAAAGCCUCUUCAGCUUUGUUAUGGCUGCAGGAAGGUAAAAGUGCAAUAUGACUCAGUUAGAAAGCAAUGAUGAGAUGUAAAGAGAAUAUACACUGAUAAUAUGUAUCGAAAUAACAUUUACCUAUGUCAAGGAUUGAACACGAAACAGAGAGAAUUCAUAAGAGGAAGAUUCAGAGUCAUCUUCACUAAUGGACUAAUGAGGGUCAGAACACCAGCUUUUCUAUUCAGAGACAUUUCAAGAUCAAAGAACUGUAUUUAAAAUAAAUUCUUUUAAUAUUGGAACUGUGGGACAAACCACUACUUCGCAUUUCAAAAGGAACAAACACCCCAGCCCCUCCCCGCGCACACACACACUCAUACAGUAUAUCGGUAAAGGACAUUUACAGAAAAAGAGUAUAUACAGUAUAUAUAAGCUGAGAGACUUCUGUGCAUAUCAGAGAUAUUCUGCCAUGUUAUAUUUCAGAUAUGGAUUACUGCUCUAUAAAUAUAAAGUAUUUUACCACAGCUGCUUGGUGUAUUGUGUCUUUCUGCAUUGUGCUCAUCAUAUUUGUUGAAAACUGAAUCAUACAAAAACAGAGUAUUUUUUAAAUAUUGAUAUUUCUUUUAACUGCAGUAUCAAAAACUGGAUUUGAGCAGCUAUUAGCUCUGAGCACCCCUUCGCUAUGCCGAGCGGUCAGAGAUCCUGCAGGGAUACAGAGGAGGAGAGGCUGUAUAGCGGGAGUGAACAGCAAAAAAGACGGUGUGAAGGUUGCUGUAUAACAGGGGUGGGCAAACUAGAGCCGGGGGGCCACAUGCGGUCCACCAAGCGUUUGAAUCCGGCCCGCCACUUUGUCUAAGUUUAAUGACUUGCAGGUCGGAUGUCUUGUUCAGUAAAAAAAAUAUAUAAAAAAAAACACAAAUGAUGUUUGAUGUGGUCUGAUGUUUAAAGUACCCUGGAAAAAGGGACAUAUAGAAAUGUAAUUAUUUAUUUUAAAUUUAUUUAUUUACAAAUAUUUACAUAUUUACAACAUAUAGCUAAUAGUAUGGCACUUUUACAGAUAAAAUUGGACAAAUAAUUCAAGGUGGACUGUUAGACUUAUAAGCGUAAAAUAUUGUGUGUGUUAAAUAUAUAUUCUGGCCCCCCCUGGACAGUUUUGUAAACUCAACACGGCCCACACGUCAAAAAGUUUGCCCACCCCUGCUAUAUUAAGAUGAUAAAGAUGGUAUCAACCAUGUUUACAGUCUGUCAUCAUGGGGAACUUGAGAUGGAAGCGCUAACAUCGCUAACCCGCCAACAGAGUGAUUACAGUGACUGCAGUAUGAUGGUUCAGAGGCUAUUUCCUAUAUGAUUGUUCACAUUUUUGAUAAAACUUUGCACACAUAUUUGGCUUUGACUAUUGUUCAAACUAUACUCCCAAAAAAUAUUUAUAUAUAUACGGUACC